AUGAAAGGUCCAAUUCAGCAGCCUUUCGAAGCCCUGGUUCCUCGGCAAUCGACGUCCACAUACGAAGUCCUCAUCCACACAAGAGGCCCUACCAAUGCGCCUCGAAUUCUCGCCAUUGUGGGCGUUUUGACUGGUUUAUCGGCCUUGUUGGUUGUGCUGCGCUACUACGCGCGAUUGUUCAUUCUGCGAAGAUUUGACAUUGAGGAUGGGAUCAUCCUUAUAGCCCAGGCAUGCGCGUUUGGUGUCCUUGCAUGUUUCAUUGGAGAGUCACACCGUGGACUGGGCCAUUACACCAGUGAUAUUGGCUUGGAAGAUCUUAUGCCACUGUCCAAGUGGAUGUUUUUCCAUGCCAUUGUCAUCGUGCUUGGGAUAAGCUCAGUCAAGAUGUCGCUUGCUUUCUUUCUGCUGCGAUUCGCCUCGCAGAACAAGUUUCUCAGGAAGUUCAUCAUCGGGGCGCUGGUCUUUCUCAUAGUUUUCACCAUUGCCUGUGUUCUAACCCUGGUAUUCCAAUGCUAUCCCGUCAGCGCAGCGUGGGAUUAUAGCCUAAGGGCUACAGCAAAGUGUUAUUCGAAUAAGACCUACCUCGCCAUUGGUGAAUUCAACAGUGCCAUCAAUAUCGUCACUGACUUUGUUUUUGCGACUCUGCCGGUCUUCAUGUUUUAUAAUAUCCAGGUCAACAAGCGCACUCGAGCCUCUCUAAUGGGCAUUCUUAGUCUUGGGUACUUUGCAUGCGCCGCAGCUAUCGCCAAGACAGUUUACCAAAGUCGAGUGUUCGAGGAGAAGAACGCAUGGCGUGAUUCUGAAUUCCUCAUAUGGAACUGUGUUGAGCUCAACGUUGGCAUCGUAGCCGCCUGUUUCCCCACGAUCAAACCACUCGUCAAGUCCAUCAUCGGAACCACUUGGAGUUUGGCCAGCGGCUCCCGCUCGCGGAAGCGAACAAACAACGCUUAUUACGCACAGUCCUCGAGCCAUGCAAUGGGCUCCAUGAGACGCAGCCGGUUAGAGCAUGAAGCGCAGAAGCACAAUGUGCAUAUCGAUGCGCUUCGAACAUCCUUGUCAGCGUCUGAGGGGGGUAGUGAGGAGAAUCUAGCGUCUCAUCCGCGUCUUCAGCGUCUGUCAUCCUCGAGAAUACUGCGCACGACAGAAGUAACUGUGCACACGGAGGGGGGAAGCGAUGCUGUGGGGACGGGCAUAGGGCCUAAACAGCCUGGCCGCAGCACUGGCGCCAUGCGCGACGCACAAAGGUUGCCGGUGAUUGCCCCCGCCUCGGUUGGUACGCCGCGAGCCGUGAAAGUGUCGGCUUUCCAACGUCGUCAUCACAUCGCUGUGACUGCUUGCUCGGAAUGUCGCGCCAAGAAACGUAAAUGUAGCGGCAAAAGUCCGUGCGUGGCAUGCGUGUCGCUAGGCAUAGAAUGCCUGCUUGACGCGGAGAGCAGUCACCGCCGCUUAGUCGGGGCGAAGCGACGAGUCGCUGAGAUGGAGAGUAAGAACUCGACUUUGAAGAAAAGGGUACAUUCGCUGGAGAGUGAGAUUCAGUCGUUAAGAUGCCAUUUGCCCGUUUCGUCAAGGACGCAUGCCUGGGCCUCGUCAGAUCCGGUCGAAAAGGCCGGCACUGAUUUAGUCUCUAUGCCCAAGGAUAGCUCUUCCGGCCGGUCGACAGAGGACUGGAACAGCCUCUGGGCUAUAUAUGAGAGAGUCCGCGACUGUGCCCCUGCAGACCUCUUCAAGGUAGUCAAUGCCAUCCGCAGUAGCUCAGAUCCGAUACUAGCGGCGCAGUAUUUGCAACUAAUCUCCCUUGGUCAACUCGCUGAUGCUCACGUCGGCUUAUCGAAUUUAGCAACGGAGUAUAAGUUGAUGAGCUCACCGAGGCUUCCGGCCUUGUGCGAAGAGCCGAUCUUUUCCGCUCCUGCGAAGCCAUGGACGACCAUCACAGACAGUGACCGGCUAGUGUCACAUCUGCUCUCUCUAUAUUUUACCUGGGAUUAUCCCUGCUAUACCUGGUUUGAUCAACAGUUGUUCUUGGCUGAUAUGAUAGCUGGUCAGUCGAGGUUUUGUUCACCACUCCUUGUAAAUGCUGUAUUAGCUCAUGCUUGUCUAUACUCCUAUAGUCUCCGAAGACCGUGGGAUCGUUUUAAGGAGAUGGAUAUGUGUAUCCGCUUCCUGUCGGAAGCCCAGCAGCUCUGGAUAUCCCAUCCACAGCCUACCUUGACCACAGUUCAGGCACUGAUUGUCAUGAAUCUGACCUACAACUGCCUGGGUAAGGACAAAAUCGGCUGGUCUUGCUUGGCGGCAGCGAUCUACAUGGCAAACCAGUUAAAACUGUAUGAGCCGUUGUCUGUCGUCGACAGCGCAGGGUGCUUUGAAUCUGUUUGGAAUAGAGCACAUGCGGUCACAGCGUGGGGGCUUUUUGAGUGGCAAGCACUCGCCGCAAGCGUGGUGGAUGAUGCUCCGCGUUUGGAGCAUCCGCCUUUCUAUGAAGUACCAUAUUCAGACGCCGAGUUUCUCGAUCAUAAUCGACGCUGGCACCCCUAUCCUUUUAGCAGUCCCCUUUAUCCGUCGGGCAUCUUUUCGACGGCCAGGGCCAGGAUGGAGCUGAGUGUAGUUAUCAACGACGUGACCAAAUUCAUUUUGGAUUCCCAUCAUGUCGCUUCUACUGUCGAGACCUUUAUGUUAAUCCACAAAAGACUCACAAACUGGUUUGUCAAACUAAAACCAGCGCUUCAUCCCUCAAAACACGCGCCACCACACGUCUUCAUCAUGCAUCUCCACUUCCACCUCAGCGUGGUCGGCCUCUGCAAGCCCAUUCUUGCCUCGGGAGGAGAAUCCAGCCCCUCCGUUCUAAGCAUUUCCGGCAACGCCAAGCUCGCUACUCGCGAGAUCAUAUUUCUCUUCAAGCAGACCUUCGGCUGGAAAUCCGCCUCCAACUUCCUCAACCACGCCCUCUGCUACGGCGCCUUCAACGCCAUGCCCUUCGCCAAGGACGGUGAUCCCCGUUGGCGCCAGUCCCUAGAGACAUGCAUCAGCGGCCUCUGGUACAUUUCCUUUUCAUUCCCCGUCUGCAGGUACCUGCUCCGCGCGAUCCAGCACGCGCUCGUCGCGGCGGGGUUCGCAGAUACAGACCUUUGUCCGGAAGUUACCCAGAUCCUACGAUAUUUUGCGCGCAAUGUGUGGAAAAGGUCUCUGCUUGAGACCUUGCAGAGCCAGUAUUCUAUUACCUAUGAUACGCAAACAAGUUUACGGAGUGUUGAAGAUUUGCUUCAGUCGGUUGAGAACUUGUCUUUGAACCAUUAA
Molecule: messenger RNA, 3291 nt
Organism: Aspergillus thermomutatus
Lineage: Eukaryota; Fungi; Ascomycota; Eurotiomycetes; Eurotiales; Aspergillaceae
Product: Zn(II)2Cys6 transcription factor
Exons: 12
Coding region: 1-3291 (1096 amino acids)
Biological process (GO): regulation of DNA-templated transcription; DNA-templated transcription
Molecular function (GO): DNA binding; DNA-binding transcription factor activity, RNA polymerase II-specific; zinc ion binding
Source: RefSeq, a predicted model, not a curated record